AUGAGAGCUACAUGGUCCACCCUGUUUCUAAUUCCCGUCUCUCCUGCCCUCUCCCAUGUCUCCUCCACGGUUCCCUCUCGCUUCCGCAACGCCACCAUUGACGACGUGGACGACAUCACCACCGUGGCCAUCGACGCCUUCAAACCUUCGCCGGUCUUCAACUAUAUCCGUCAGUUUGCCGACGAAGUUGGCGAAGAAUACACAUGGGCCUGCCAGCGGGAAGGCUACCUCGCUUUGUUCCAACAACACGCUGCCGACUAUAGAUUCCAGGUGAUUACGGUGCCGGAACCGACAUCACUGUCCGGUGAAAAGGUUGUAUCAGUUUCAGUAUGGGAUGUCAGCCGGACUCAACAUCACCGUGACGAUGAGCUAUCAUUGACAUCACUGUCACCACUCCUGGGCCACAGCAUGUCCCAGACGACUCAUAGCAGUGCCAAUUACAGACACGUCUCGGGGUUCAAUUGCUCGGCACAUCUCGACGUGAACCUCACCCGUGCCGUCCAUUUUCAGCGUUUUAUGGAGGAUGCAGAACGCAAGUACCUUGCCGAGCCCUUUGGUGCCCAGCUCUAUCUUGGCCUGCUGGCCACACAUCCAAGUUGGGACGGAAAUGGUUUCGCUGCUCAACAUCUGCGCUGGGGAAAAGCACAGCUGGAGCUGUUGAGAAGACAGCAGGGCGCCAGUCUGCCAAUGACAUUAUUGGCUACGCCUGCCGGAUACCCCUUAUAUAUUGAUGAGGGUUUUAAGGGGCUGAAAAACGUCACAAUGGAAAGGCUGGAUGGGAAGGGGUUGUUCUGGCAUGAAGCUAUGAGCUACGAGCAAUCGAGUGGCCAGGCAGAUGAGCUAUGA
This is a messenger RNA of Diaporthe citri, 846 nucleotides long. RefSeq lists its product as uncharacterized. The record is from RefSeq and is a predicted model, not a curated record. The transcript has a single exon. Bases 1 to 846 code for a protein of 281 amino acids. NCBI's taxonomy places the organism in Eukaryota, Fungi, Ascomycota, Sordariomycetes, Diaporthales, Diaporthaceae.